AUGUGGCUAUGUGAUGGAGAUGAUGAUUGUGGGGAUGGCUCUGAUGAAUUAAAUUGCAAACAACGCAAACCAGGCGAUCUGUGCCAAGCAACAGAAUUUAGUUGUAAAGAUGGGAGACAGUGUGUACCCUCAAGUUUUCAUUGCGACGGGACUAAUGAUUGUCAUGAUGGAAGCGAUGAAAUUGGCUGUGUCCAACCAACAGUUGUUGCACCCCCACAGUCAAAUAUGGUUGUAACACAGGGUGGUGAAUUUAAAUUGACAUGUAGAGCUGUUGGAGUCCCCGAUCCUUAUAUCAAUUGGCGUUUGAAUUGGCAAGAUGUUUGUGAACCCCCUAGAUGCCAGCAAGUUUCUGAGGGUGGUGUUGGCACUCUUACAGUUCAGAAUGCUCAGCCAUUAGACCAAGGUGCCUACACUUGCGAAGCUAUAAACGUCAAAGGCCGAGUAUUGGCAACUCCAGACUGUAUCGUCCGUAUAGUCUCUAUACCAGCACCAGAACCCCCUCCAGAAUCACGUGCUCCAAAACCAGAACAGAGAACCUGCUCUAGUCCAACAACUUAUCAAGCACCUCAAGGUUGCCUUCGCUGCUUUUGUUUUGGAGUUACUGAUCGUUGUCGUUCUAGUAUGCUUUUCAGAACAAAGGUAGGAACUUUAAGUUUUUAA
Molecule: messenger RNA, 660 nt
Organism: Meloidogyne enterolobii
Lineage: Eukaryota; Metazoa; Nematoda; Chromadorea; Rhabditida; Meloidogynidae
Source: the annotation of a GenBank genome assembly